Mytilus californianus (California mussel) is the source of this 3185-nucleotide messenger RNA. RefSeq lists its product as uncharacterized. The record is from RefSeq and is a predicted model, not a curated record. Bases 387 to 2306 code for a protein of 639 amino acids. The transcript has 7 exons. NCBI's taxonomy places the organism in Eukaryota, Metazoa, Mollusca, Bivalvia, Mytilida, Mytilidae.
AAACUGGAAUUAUUAGAAAGCUAAAAAAAUUCUUUGGCAUUACCAAACAAGUCAAAGAAGUAAAAGUGUCAAUCACUAAAGAAAAAUUCUUAGAGAAGUCUUAUAAAGUCGGAAAAAAGAAGUUACACAACAAAAAGAUAGCACCUAUAAUCAUCUGGGAUUUUGGAGGGCAGGAUGUUUUCUAUUCAACUCAUCAGACAUUUCUGACAUACAGAGCUAUUUACAUAGUUGUAUUGGAUGGAAGUAGAAAACUUGAUGAUCCUUGUCCGUUUGAACAGUACCUUCCAGGAAAGAGUGGACAUAAAACCUCAAGAGAUUAUCUGCUAUUCUGGAUCAACACCAUUGUAACAUACUGUAAAGGAAGUAUUCAGGGGUUUCCUAAAAUUAUGGUUGUUUUAACGCACAAAGAUCAGGUAAAAGCUAGUGAGGUUGAAACAAGACGACAUUACAUAUUUGGAGAAAUCUACAAGAUGUUUCACAAAACACCAUUAAUGCAACACUUGGUGAUUGAUGAUAAAAUAUUUGUAAACGCUAAAGACAAAUAUGACCCAGAAAUGGCGGCGAUAAAGGCUGCUAUCAUCAGAGAAUCAGAGAGGCAACCAACAUGGGGCGAACCACUUCCAAAGUGCUUUAUCCCGUUAGAAUUAGAAUUUGCAUCGCUGAUCAGGCGCAACACUCCCCUGAUUACCCUAGAGCAUCUGAAGAAAGUAAAUGCAUUGCAGCCUGUUAGACCAUUGUCAGAAGUUGAGUUAAAUGUAUUUCUUAAAUUUCAGCAUUCCAUUGGCAAGCUUUUGUACUUUGAUGAACAUAAAUUGGACGACAGAAUAAUUCUAACUCCCACUCUUCUCAUUGAUGCAUUUAAAUCUAUUGUUACUGAUAGAAGGUUCUGCCAAGGAGACACAGAAAGGGAAGAGUUGUGGGAUGUAAUGGGCAAGAAAGGGGUAGUCUCAAAGAAAGUUAUCAAAACCGUUUGGAAAAAAAAGAAAUAUCGGAAAUUCUACAAAGAUAAAGAUUAUUUACUGGAUGUCAUGACCCACCUGGAUAUAUUGGUAGAACCAAAAAGAUACGAUUCAGACCGCAACCGUAUCCCUGCUGAGUUUUACUAUGUUGCUAGUAUGAUACGAGCGGAAGAUGAUUCUGGAUACCUCCAAUCAGCUGGUUUCACACACAGGAGUAUUGCCAUAGCCUUUCAAUCGUCAUCAUUGAUGAUACCUCCUGCAUUAUCUUUUAGAUUUAUAAGCUACUGUCUAUAUGUCUGGGCGGUGAAGACAUAUGGAGAGCCCAACAAGGACAUGCUGUUCCAUAGGUCAGGGGUGUUCACCAUUGAUCCGUCUUUAGAUAUGUACAUUGCCUGCGAAGAUAAGAUUAUCAUUGCUCGUCUUGUUCAUGCCACAUCAAACUCACUUAUAAUGAGGGAUGUAGCUUCCAGUAUCUAUGAAUGUCUAACAUCAGCCUUAGAGAAAAUAAGUCAGCUGUAUAUAAGAACAAGUAGCGACCAGACUCAAACCAGUGAAGCAUCCUUUAUGACCCUGAUAUGUUGUAACUCACCAGAUAACCCAUGUUUCCUCCAAGUCAACGAUCUAGCUAACACAGAAGAAGUGUGGAUAUGUCCUUCACAUGGCAUUGAACACAGGAUACACACAAUGACAUCAUGGAUUACAGAAAAGGAUGAAGAAAAGUGCAAACCUGGGUGCACAGUUACUAAAGAGGAGUUUCUGAAAGCGACACCAUCAGACCUACACAUACGUCGUCUGUCGUUAUUGUACAGUCCAUUUGAAGCUAAAGAGAUGGCAAUACAUCUGGGAUUGUCGAACAGGGAAGUUGAAACAAUAUUUGAAACUGAAGAUCCUAAGACUGCAUGUUUUGAAAUUUUGAGACAAUGUCGAGAUAGCAGGAUGGUGACAUUCAAAGACUUCAAAGAGGCAUUACAGAUAAUUGGAAAAGAAAGUAUCCACAUACUUUGCAAGCUUGUGAAAGGCCAACCUAUUUAUUUUGACAUUGAACCUGAGAAGUGGGAUUUGGUACCUACAGCAGAACACAUUGACAGAUUGGCUCCAUUGGUAGGCAAAAACUCCCUCCCGUUCCUAAUCGAGCUUGGAAUGGAUUUUCAUACCUGGGAACAGAUCAGCCAUAGGCAAAAUGAAAGAGAUUUGGUAAGAUUGAACCGGGAUAUCUUAGAAGAAUGGAGAUUCAAGUUUUGCAGGAUGCACAGUCUGAAACCAACUUUACGAAAAAUCGCGCAUGCGUUCAGUAACAUUGGCAAAAAUAUAAAAAUCGUUGACAACACAUUAUCAGAUUUAUUUUAACUUUUUAAUAUUUCUAUUAAGAAUGAUUUUCUCUUGUACGCAUCUAAAAGACACUAUUCAAAACAUUGUAUUGAAGUCAUCUGAGAACGGACAACAUAAUACGUAUAGACAAUUCCUUGAAAUAUAAAUGCAUUGAUACAAAUACCAAUCCAUCUUUUGAACUAGGAAAUCUUCAUAAAGGUAGAUUAGCUGUUUACCGCCCUCUUGGAUUAUAAAAAAACAAUAGUACGCAAUCGGUCUAGUUCUUUGUAAAUUUUGAGACAGAUUUGCAAUUAAUAAAAGAAAGUUUAGUGAUAUAUUUCAUUUUUUAGACAGUUUCAACAAAUACCAAAUAUUUCUGUUUGUUCGAAUCAAUAUUUAACUUACCAAUUUAAGCGGAGAUAACACAAACAGUAUUAUUGUCAUGAAUGAAAGUUAAAGAAAUUGCAUUGUUUACUUCUAGCAAGAAAACAAGUUCGGUAGCACCAUGUUUUUCUUUUAAAUGUCUUAACGUAUACUAUCAAACAUUUCUUUUCAUCUUUUAUUUCAAUUUUUUUUUUCACAGAUUUCUUUUUAUUCACAUAAAAUAUUUUUUUUAUAAAUAAUUUUAUGGACUUCCGCUUUUUGAAUUGGCCUUGUAUUUUAUUUUUUUCUGCUUAUUUUUUUCAUUGUGUUCAUCUUAUUUACACACUGUAGCUACAUGUAUGUAAUGUCUUAGUUUUACGUUAACACAUUUUAUCCAAGAUCAUCUGUUUCACAUCAAAAUAUGGUUUCAACACUAAAAGCCUUUUUAUUAUUAUUUUUACUAUUGAAAUACUAAUUUACUUAUUAUCAUUAUUAAUUUGUAUCAUAUAUGCACAUUCAAUCUUAAUGACUAAAUUAAAAUAAAUUGUGGUCAUU